Messenger RNA from Saprolegnia diclina VS20, 1898 nucleotides. RefSeq lists its product as hypothetical. The transcript is spliced from 8 exons. The coding region runs from base 23 to 1822 and encodes 599 amino acids. Lineage: Eukaryota; Oomycota; Saprolegniomycetes; Saprolegniales; Saprolegniaceae. Gene Ontology annotation, molecular function: lipid binding. The record is from RefSeq and is a predicted model, not a curated record.
CUGCAAGGGCAGGCCAAGCACCAUGCUCGGUUGGCUGGUCUGGAGCGUCAUGCUCUUGGCUGUGGGCUUUACCGUCGGGGCCCUUUCGAUGGUGCUACUUGGUUGGGAGCCACUGCUGCGGGGCGCGGUUCGAGUUGUCCGAGCAACUUCGAGGAAGAAGCACGACCUUGUGGCGACCCGAGGCAACCAGGUCCGAUUUACCUCGCUUUCGCAAUCGUUGGUCUCGCACCCGGUGCGCGCAGCAGACAUCCUUGCGAUUGCAGCUCUCGCAUCCAAGCAAGAUCUGACAGAUGUCGACUCUGGCCGGGAAGGUGCGGAUCUCAAAGACCUUUCGAUACCGCUGCAGGUGACGGAGCUCAACCGCGUCGUUGAUCGUCUCUUGGGCGAGGCCCUCGGUGCUUCGGCGCAAUUGCAGAUCAUCAACACUGCGCUAUCGCGCGACGACGUCGGAGCUCUUCGGACGAGCUUCUUGUGCUUGACAAAACCCACGUCUCGAAUCUUUCGGACAACGCUGCUGACGCUACGAGUGCUCGUUCAGCGUGCAUCGGAUGCGACGCCCAGCGAAGGCAGCGCCUACGCUGCAGCGAUGGCGCAGUUUCUCGGCCGCACGUUCGGCCCAACGCUGCAGCUGGACUCGAUUGCCCUGACUCGGCUUUUGCAAGAUUACGAAACUAUCAUGCAACGCAUGUUGGCACUGGAGGCUCCGUCCGAGACUCUUCGCGCGUACGCUGCAGGUCCAGCGCUUCACGUCGCCUCAGCUGAACAGAUUGCACCGCCUCCAAUCGACGUCGCAUGGACCAACGCUGUGCUAUCGCGCUGGUUCCAAGAGUACGCUUCGAUGCCACAGCUUGUCGCUGUUUGGGAGGCUUCAGCCAACCGCCUUUUGCAGAAACAGGCUCUGCCCGGGACCAUCGAAACACUAGCGCUUCAGCAGCUGACGCUCGGGGCGUCUCCUCCGUGUAUUUCGAGCCUUGCGCUUGUGUCCACGCACGCUCCGGACGAACUCUGCUUGGCGUUCACACUGGACUACACGGGUGACGCGAGUGUCGAGGUGCACACGUCCGUGCCCGUGUCGGACUUUAAGGCCAAGGUUUCGAUGCGAGUCCGCAUCAAGUCGUUUCGCGGACGAUUGCGCCUUCUGGUGCCGCCCGCCAGGGCCGAUCCCGGCCACGGCUGGGUUGCCUUCGAGGAGCCACCGACGUUUGCGCUCAGCAUCGAAAGCUGCCAACACCCGCCGCAAGCGCUGCCGCAACUCGCCAAACUCGUUUCGCUUGAAAUCCUCGAAUCCAUCACUGUCGAUGCCACACUGCCUCACUGGACGUACAUUGAGCUCCCGUGGCACCCCGCGACAUCGUCCCUCGACACGUUUUUUGUGGAUCUUCGAGCAGCGACUGGGACUCCGACAUCCGAUGCGUCCGCCAAGUCGUUUGUGGAAACCGCGGGGGGCCUCAUGGGUAGCGCUGUCGGGAGUGCGUUUGGCGGUGCGUUUGGCGGCAAAGUCGCGCGGGCUGUCGGUGAAAAAAUGGGCGAGCACCUUGCCAAGUAUGCAACGUCGACGUUGUCACCUGUCGUACACGACGUUGUUGCAACGGCCAAGUCUUUUCGAAGCCCCAAACACAAGCCAACGUCGCCAACCACCACGUCGGCACCGACGGAGAGGUCCAUAUCAGCAGACAAGUUGGUCGCCCUCGCGCGGAAAGCCAGUCACGUUGACACAAAGGAGCCGACGCCCCAUCCUGUCUCGGCACCCAAUGCUAGCAUCAACGUGGCGCAGCUGGUCUCGCGUGCAAAACAAACCGCAAACAAGGCGCACGCCGAAUGAGUCUCGAUAUUACCCCGUCGAAUUGAGUUUACGACGCAGCACCAAUACAUAAACCAUAUCAUUUUCAUAGUUCCAC